This is a messenger RNA of Acanthocheilonema viteae, 1575 nucleotides long. The record is from the annotation of a GenBank genome assembly. Lineage: Eukaryota; Metazoa; Nematoda; Chromadorea; Rhabditida; Onchocercidae.
AUGACAGUAAAAUAUAAUUUGGCUGUAUCAACAUCACGACCAUGGACACUGUUCAAAUUAUUAUUUCGAUGGCGCGGAAGCGUUUGGAAAUCGGUAACCUUGGAACUUGUCAUUUGGCUAUUACUUUAUUUUACUAUUGGAAAUGAUUUGCAGGGUGAAACACGUACGUUUCGUUGCACAGAUUUUGAAAGAAUUGCUCAUUUAUUGGAUGAAAAGUUGAACCUAAUACCGGUUGAUUUCAUACUUGGCUUUUUUGUAACAUCCGUUCUAAAUCGAUGGAUCAAAUUCUUCGAUAAUAUUGGAUACAUCGAUAACAUAGCAUUGAUGACAGCAGCUUAUGUGCGUGGUGAUGAUGAAAGGUCACGAAAAAUGCGUCGUAACAUUGUCCGUUAUUGUGUUUUAUCGCAAGCACUCGUUUUUCGUGACAUUAGCAUGAAAGUGCGGAAACGAUUUCCGACAUUAGAUUCCGUUGUUGCAGCAGGAUUUAUGAUGUCACAUGAAAAAGCUAAAUUAGAUGAACUUCAUUAUCGAUAUGACAAGCAUUGGGUGCCAUUUCAAUGGGCUUUAGCAAUUUGCGACGAUGCACGACAACAACAAAAAGUUGCAAGUGAUUGGUUGCAACAGAAAGUUAGUGAAGAAAUCAAGCGAUUUCGUACAAAUAUGGCAAAUUUGUACAAUUUCGAUUGGGUGCCAUUGCCUAUAAUGUAUGCUCAAAUUGUUGUCCUUGGCGUUCAUUUGUAUUUUUUGGUUUGUGCUAUAUCACGGCAGCAUAUUAUUUCGGAUGAAGCACCCAAUAAAUCUAAAAUAGAUGUAUUCUUCCCAUUCAUGUCUGUUUUACAAUUUAUUUUUUACAUGGGAUGGCUCAAAGUAGCUGAGGUAAUAUUGAAUCCAUUUGGUGAAGAUGACGACGACUUUGAAUGCAACUUUCUACUCGAUAAAAAUCUUGCUGUAGGUUUAAUGAUUGUUGAUUUGGGCUAUAAUCAACCGCCAGCAAUUGAAAAAGACCCAUUCUGGGAAGGGCCUAUCGAACUACUCUACACGCAACAAUCGAUGGUACUUGAACGACGUAUGAGUAGUAUCACCGGUUCUCUCGCGCAUAUUAGAUUAUCAGACGAUAAAAAAAUCCAAAUGAUGCCGUUACCUCAUAAUGCGGAUUUAAUUCGAAGUCCAUUGGAUUAUUUGCUAAGAGCGACUUCAUGGAGCAGAUCGGUGAAUGAAGCUGGAAAUAUCAGCGAGAAAGAAUUAUCACGAAAUGACCAAUGCGGAACCGACUCGCAAGUGACAGAUGGUAUUCAUGCACGGCGAAGAUUUAGCUUAGGUGAUUAUUUUCAUCUGCCAUUUCGUUCGACGUUAUCAGCGCGUGCCUCACGUGAUUCGAUUAACAUUAUCAACGAGCCCCAUCAUCUGGAGGAUGUGACAGAAGAAAAUGAGGAUACUGUACAUUCACGAAAAGCACAAUCUCAACUGAGCCGUCCUCAGAUACCAUUUCCCACGUCAUUUCCACCUGAAAAUGAGCCAACAAAUCCAAUUUCGAAUACGCUGGAAGGAAAAGACAGUGAAAAUUUAAAUAGUUGA